AAAUGAACAAUCCCGAACAACAAAGCAAGAUUAUUUUCCGUCCUUUGAAGGCCCAAUACUUGACGACGCGAGAUCCGGUCCAAAUAAUAAAACAGAGAAAGCGGCUCUCAAUAAUAGGGUUUUCUUCCUCUCUCUCUCUCCAAAACUAAACAUCCAAGGCGAUUGAUUCUGUCGUGUGGCGGGGCGAUCAGCAAACGCAGGGGCGGAAGAACGGCGGAGAUGACUUCCAAGAUUAUGCUGAAGCCAAAGGGGAAGGCCGCCAAGAAGAUCGCAGUGACAUCGGAGGACGAAGACGGAGGAGCGGUGGCGGCGGUGUCCAAAUUCGUGAAGGUGUGGGGCACGUGGACUGCGAAGAAGGCCAAAGUCGUAGCCCAUUACGGCUUCAUCCCCUUAAUCAUCAUCAUCGGCAUGAACUCCGAGCCCAAACCCUCUCUCUCUCAGCUCCUUUCUCCCGUCUGAACAAUCCAUCCGCAGUAAUGAAGUACUAUGCCCUGAUCUUCUUCACUUUCCAUUAGUCGAUUUCACAGUUUCUAUUAGCCAUAUGUUGAGAGCUGAUACUUUUAUCUCGUCCUUUUUUUUGAUGUGGUUCAGUGAGAUGCCAACUUCUUAAAAACCUGUUUAUACUUCCUGCUUUUAAGAACACCAUAUCUACUCAAUAAUUAGAAUUGUUUUUUGUUCGGAUCAUUGUUGUGUUCAUACUUUCUUGCUUUCAAGUUAUUGUAUAUCAAUGGCAAUUCUCUAGCUUGCAUAUGAAGUUUAUUUAUCGCAGCAUCCAUCGGUUCAUUGUGCUCUUCCUUUGAAUUUUUCCGUUUCCCAGUUCUUGAAAAAAAGAGGGGAACCGACAAUCCACUGCGACAAUCCAAAUCCCCAAAUCUCCAGGUGAAGAAACCAGACAAUGAAGGGAUAGUUAAGAAAGCUAUUGCCAUUAUGUUUGCUUAACCAAUGCCCCAAAAUUAAUAUGGAGGAAAUAG
Molecule: messenger RNA, 971 nt
Organism: Cuscuta campestris
Lineage: Eukaryota; Viridiplantae; Streptophyta; Magnoliopsida; Solanales; Convolvulaceae
Source: the annotation of a GenBank genome assembly